AAGUGUUGACAUUCCUUCAUUUGUUUGCAGGUUCAGAUGGUUUAUAUUCUUAGAAGAUUGGUACAUAGAGGGCUGCCUGUUUUGUGUUUCAAAAGAAAAUUUAAAUGCACUGUCUCCCAGAUGGCAAAGAGUAAGUUUGAAUAUGUCAAGUCCUUCGAAACAGAAGAUAAACUUGAUCCUGGGCAUUGGAUUGUCAUUGCACUACAUUGUCAAAACUAUGACAGACUUUGUAAGGUACAUGGCUUUAAACGACCCAAUGAUCUUCGAUUCACUCAACUCAUGGAAGCUUCAGCAAAAUCAGUCAUGGAGGACUUCAAGGAGCUGGUAAUGGGAUAUGGUUUUUUAGGAGAGUUCAACUUUGUAUUUCCAAAGAGUUCAUCAUUGUACAAGAGAAGAGGCCCUAAACUUUUAACCAAUUUGUGUAGUCUAAUGGCAUCAUCCUCAGUACACAUUUGGCCAUGUUAUUUUAGGUCUGUUUCCCUUUGUUGCCCACCAGUCAUUGAAGGUGCAAUCCACUUAUUCCCAGAUGAUCAGUCAUUACGAGAUUACAUGACCCAGCGUCAACUUACAUGUCAUCACCAUAAUCUGUUUAAUACUGUGUUUUGGGCAUUGGUGUUGAAAGUAGGGCUUUCACCUGAAGAUGCCACUAUUCUCCUAAAUGGUAAAAGGGAAGGAGAACAAAAUGAAAUACUUUUCUCAAAAUGCAAUAUAAAUUACAACACAGAGGAUGAUGUAUUUAAAAAGGGUUCUAUUAUUUUGCGUACCACCAUACAAAUGGCAGUAACUACCCCAAAUGGUUUGACAGCUCAGCGAAACCAAAGUCGUGUUAUUACCAUGUACACAGAUUUCAUCAAGGACAACUUUUGGAAGGAAAUUUUUAUCCUUGAACAACAUACAAAGGUGAAUGCAAAGACAAAUUAUUUAAAGGAUUUUGAGAGGAAACCGAAAUUGCUGCCACAUUCUUGGGUGGUUGUGCGAAUUGAUGGAAAAGGUUUCCACAAAUUUUCAGAGAGGCAUAAUUUUUCAAAACCCAAUGAUAAUAGAUCAAUUGAAUUAAUGAAUAAAGCAGCUCUUGAAGUGAUGCAGAAGUUCCCAGACAUUGUCUUGUCUUAUGGUCAAAGUGAUGAGUACUCUUUUGUCAUUGAUAGAUAUUCAAAGAUGAUGGACCGCCGUGGAAACAAGAUAAUGUCCAACAUUGUUAGUUUGUUUGCUGCUACGUAUGUUUACAAUUGGCAUAAUGUUUUUGGAAACACCACUUUAGAAUACAGUCCAGCAUUUGAUGCUCGGGUGGUUUUGUAUCCAAACAAUUCAUGUUUAUGUGAUUACUUGAGUUGGAGGCAAGCAGACUGCCAUAUCAAUAACAUGUAUAAUACUUGCUUUUGGAUGCUAGUGCAAGUUGGUAAUAAAUCUCGUAAAGAAGCAGAGGAGAGGUUAAGAGGGACUUUUGCUAAAGAUAAGAGAGCCAUUCUUUUGAGUGAUUUUGGACUAGAUUAUGAUGUGGAGGAUGCAAUGUACCGAAAAGGAACUGUCAUGUUUAGACAAAAUCCUCGAGGCAUUGGUGCUGCUUCAUCUCAGCUGGCUGCAAGUAAAUUGGAGCACUUGAGUGGUAAUAGCCAAGGAAAUAUAUCUUCCAAGGCCACUAGUAUUGAGAAAGAGGAAGGUCACUGCAUCACAGUAGUUACAGAACACACAGAUAUGAUUGGUGAUCAAUUUUGGACUCAGAGACCCUGGAUUCUAGGUUUAGAGCAAUGUGCUAAACCACUGGAUAAUUUUUAUGACUAAAACUUUGUAUGUUUUAAUGUUACCAUAUUAUUGAACUGUUUAUAAACUGAUUGUUGAUUAUUAAAUUGAGUCUUAACAGA
Molecule: messenger RNA, 1862 nt
Organism: Homarus americanus (American lobster)
Lineage: Eukaryota; Metazoa; Arthropoda; Malacostraca; Decapoda; Nephropidae
Gene: THG
Product: tRNA(His) guanylyltransferase 2-like
Exons: 1
Coding region: 37-1782 (581 amino acids)
Biological process (GO): tRNA modification
Molecular function (GO): tRNA guanylyltransferase activity; magnesium ion binding
Source: RefSeq, a predicted model, not a curated record